Messenger RNA from Eucalyptus grandis, 1880 nucleotides. RefSeq names its product SUN domain-containing protein 1. Gene Ontology annotation, molecular function: protein-membrane adaptor activity. Gene Ontology annotation, cellular component: nuclear envelope. Gene Ontology annotation, biological process: nuclear envelope organization. NCBI's taxonomy places the organism in Eukaryota, Viridiplantae, Streptophyta, Magnoliopsida, Myrtales, Myrtaceae. The record is from RefSeq and is a predicted model, not a curated record.
AAAAAGCGAAACCAUAAUUUGAAAUCGAAAUCAGAACCGGUGCCACCGUUCUAAUCGUUGCGUCGCCCAUCACCUCCGCCCUCCUCCGCCGCGCGACUCUCUCUUUCUCUCUCUAGAUCGCCGCUCUCCUCCGUCCCCCCGCCAAUCCCUCGCCGACCAGAUUAGGGUUUCUCUCUCUCUUCUCUCUCUCUCUCUCUCUCCCCUCUCGCGGUACCGGCGACUCCCUCUCUGUUGCCGUCGCCCGAGGAUGUCCGCGUCCACGGUGUCGAUCACCGCGAACCCCGCGUCGGCGCGGCGAAGGCCGGUGGUGCUCGGCGACAAGAAGUCCGGCGCCAACAUCGAGCUCGUCCCCGCCGAUAACGGGGCCAAUGCCGACGACCGGGCCGUCUCCGGCAACAGCAAGGAUCUGAGCCACCACUCGAUCCGCGGUGGGGAGGCCAAGGACCUGGCGGCCGUGAAGAAGGCGCUCGGGAAUUCCACGAUCUCCCCGCGCCGCGCGCGCAAGGUGGUCCCCAGGGCCGAGAAGCCCCGGUGGCUCACGGUGGUGAGCGUCUUCACGAAGAAUGUCCUGCUCCUGGUCGUCCUGCUAGGUCUGGUUCAGUUGGUUAGGAGGCUCUCCAUGGGGUCAUCGGGGAGCGUCGCGGAAUUUACGGAUUUCGAGGGGCGGAUUGCGGAAGUGGAGGGGAUGUUGAAGAAGACUUCGAAGAUGAUUCAGGUGCAGGUGGAUGUGGUUGAUAAGAAACUGGGGAGUGAGAUUGGUGGGCUGAGGAAGGAAUUCAGCAAGCAGAUUGAGGAUAACAGUGUGAUGAUGAGAACUGAUCUGAAGAAACUAGAAGCCAAGAGUGAAGCUGUGGAGCAGUCUUUGAGAGAGUUAAAGGAAGGAAAUUGGUUGUCGAAGGAAGAGUUUGAGAAGUUCAUCGAAGAAUUUAUGAAGGGAAAGGGUGGUGUAGGUGAUCAGAGUGAUGUCAGUUUAGAUGAUGUGAAGGCUUAUGCAAGAGAUGUCGUUUUGAAGGAGAUAGAGAAACACGCUGCAGAUGGGCUUGGAAGGGUAGAUUAUGCGCUGUUCUUCGGUGGAAUGGUGGUUAAACACUCAGAGCCUUAUCUCAUCGGGAAAGGAAGUACUUGGUUUUCAAUAAGCAAUCGCCAAGGUGUUCAUAGUGAUGCGGAUAAAAUGCUGAAACCCAGUUUUGGUGAGCCUGGCCAGUGUUUUCCUUUGAAAGGAAGUAAUGGCUAUGUGCAAAUUAGGCUUAGGACAGCAAUUGUUCCUGAAGCUGUUACCUUGGAACAUGUCGCAAAGAGUGUAGCAUACGACAGGUCAAGUGCUCCUAAGGACUGUAGGGUUUCUGGAUGGCUUCAAGGGCAGGCUGAUGCAGCAGCAGUUGACACUGAGAAGAUGUUUCUCUUGGCAGAGUUCAUGUAUGAUCUUGAGAAGAGCAAUGCUCAAACAUUUAGGGUCAUGGAUUUGACAGCUCCUGGUCUCAUUGAUACAGUCAGGUUAGACUUCACGUCAAACCAUGGAAGCCCCACUCAUACUUGCAUUUAUCGCCUGAGAGUGCAUGGUCACGAGCCUGAACCCGAAAUGUUAGCCAUGCAGUCUUGACAUGUCCUGGCUCUUGUUUUUCUCCUCUGUAAUUCUUGUUAUGUAUCACUUGGUUAGAUCCAGUUUUCGCUCUGAAGGGUUCUGCUUCAUGCCACCAGACUGCUUUUCCAUUUCUAGAGUUGUGAUCCCUCGUGCUUAGACAAUCUUUGUGUAACUAUAUUCAAUCGUUAAGCUUAGAUUAGUGAAUUUGUUGUACAUCGUGAGAUUUUUGCUAUUUUAGCUGUAGCAUCAAUUUGUUUCAAUAGAGAGGUAGUCCAUUCAGGGGACGCAUGACGUCAAA